CAAAGCUUUCAGUAAUAAUUUAUGAGCGCUCGAAUGUUGGCAUUGAAUGUAAUAUUCCGUGGUUUGUGGGGGACUGGGACUAGUUAGACCUUUGACGUAGCUUAAGGGACGCUAAGCUAAACACGAUGUGUCGAGUAGUGGUUUGCAAGGUCAAAUAAGUGUUUUUUGCAGUAAAUAAGGAGUUUAAAAUGUGCGAUAACAGUUCUGAUUCGGAUGAUAGUCAAAAUGACUCAGAAUAUAACUUCAUUCCGGGUGUAUACGAGUUUCAAGAUCGCAUUGAGGAUGAAAACGAAUGUCAAGAAUCGUCUACAUCUGAGGACCAUGUCGACAUUGAGAAUGAUCCUUACAAUGACGAACCACUGGCCGACGAAGAAUGGCUAAAACUUUACAGAGAAGAGGAUGAGGAAAGAAAAGACAUGGAAAAAGAUCUUGUCAACAGAUUAGAAGUAAUUAGAGCAGUUGAUUCUUGGUGUAAAUGCAGCAACUGUAACAGAACGCACUUGGAAAACAUAAAUGAAUGUUUUUGCUUCCAUGAGAUUGACGAAUGUGUACAGGCACUUAGCGACAAAAUAGUUUUAGAGGACACGAAUGAACCUCCAUGUUGUAUAACGCUUCUCCAGGAUUUCGGCCUGUGUGUUUAGAGAAAUGGUCUCUCAGAACGGCUGCAGCAAAAUAUAAACGUCAAGAUCGUACAAGAUACAAACAAACGGGAUCUGAAGCAAUGCAAGUGACAGAACUGAAGAACUCGAUACGCACAAAGCCUAUAUUUGUCAUAUGAUGUAGAGUUACAGUAUAUCUAGUUUUUACAUUAUUUUUACUUUCCUUUCUUACUGAUUUUCUCAGAUUCCUUCGAAGUGUUGCGUACAGGGAAUUCACUUUCUUAAUCCACGGUUACUUGGGUAACAAACGAGUACCAAUGCCAUCAUGUGUUUACCAUGCAAUAAGGGACAAAUUUCGUAAAAAAAAUGAGCAAUUCACUGGAUAUGAGGACAACUAUUAACACCAAAAUCCUGUUUUAUUUAUUUGGUCCAUAUUUAAUGUAACCUUUUAAAAUAUUUGAAACAGUUUCAUGUAGGAAUUUCUGUUUUGUUUUUCAAAUAUUGCAGUUACACUCUUCAGCCAAAUUCAAAUGUAUAUUUCAAGAUCUAAAAUUUACAAAACAAAGCAAAGAACCCCUGUAUCUUGAUUGCAAGUACAAACAUUUGU
This is a messenger RNA of Exaiptasia diaphana, 1206 nucleotides long. RefSeq lists its product as uncharacterized. Lineage: Eukaryota; Metazoa; Cnidaria; Anthozoa; Actiniaria; Aiptasiidae. Bases 189 to 641 code for a protein of 150 amino acids. The transcript is spliced from 2 exons. The record is from RefSeq and is a predicted model, not a curated record.